This is a messenger RNA of Diceros bicornis minor, 3213 nucleotides long. It is a transcript of the gene NMT2, whose product is annotated as N-myristoyltransferase 2. The record is from RefSeq and is a predicted model, not a curated record. The transcript is spliced from 12 exons. Gene Ontology annotation, molecular function: glycylpeptide N-tetradecanoyltransferase activity. Gene Ontology annotation, biological process: N-terminal peptidyl-glycine N-myristoylation. The coding region runs from base 38 to 1609 and encodes 523 amino acids. NCBI's taxonomy places the organism in Eukaryota, Metazoa, Chordata, Mammalia, Perissodactyla, Rhinocerotidae. Gene Ontology annotation, cellular component: cytoplasm.
CCGGGCCGAGCGCCGCCUCCGGGUCCGCGCCGCCGCGAUGGCGGAGGACAGCGAGUCUGCGGCCAGCCAGCAGAGCCUGGAGCUGGACGACCAGGACACGUGCGGGAUAGACGGGGACAAUGAGGAGGAGACGGAGCACGCCAAGGGAAGUCCCGGAGGGGAUUUGGGUGCCAAAAAGAAAAAGAAGAAACAGAAGAGAAAAAAGGAGAAACCAAAUUCCGGAGGCACCAAGUCCGACUCGGCAUCGGAUUCCCAGGAGAUUAAAAUCCAGCAGCCUUCAAAAAAUCCCACCAUUCCAAUGCAGAAGUUGCAGGAUAUCCAGAGAGCCAUGGAGCUGUUAUCUGCAUGCCAGGGCCCUGCCAGGAAUAUCGAUGAGGCUGCCAAACACAGAUACCAGUUUUGGGACACGCAGCCGGUACCCAAACUGAAUGAAGUCAUAACAUCCCACGGGGCCAUCGAGGCAGAUAAAGACAACGUGCGCCAGGAGCCGUAUUCCCUGCCGCAGGGUUUUAUGUGGGACACUUUAGACUUGGGUGACGCUGAAGUGCUCAAGGAGUUGUACACCUUGUUGAAUGAGAAUUACGUGGAAGAUGAUGACAACAUGUUCCGCUUUGACUAUUCGCCCGAGUUCCUGCUGUGGGCUCUGCGUCCUCCAGGCUGGCUCCUUCAGUGGCACUGUGGGGUCAGAGUGUCUUCGAACAAAAAGCUAGUUGGGUUCAUAAGUGCCAUCCCGGCAAAUAUUCGGAUUUACGACAGUGUGAAGAAGAUGGUCGAAAUCAACUUUCUUUGUGUUCAUAAGAAGUUGAGAUCAAAACGGGUAGCCCCAGUGUUAAUUCGAGAAAUAACUAGAAGAGUGAACUUGGAAGGGAUUUUCCAGGCCGUCUAUACAGCUGGAGUGGUUCUUCCCAAGCCAGUGGCCACGUGCAGAUACUGGCAUCGAUCGCUCAACCCCAGAAAAUUGGUCGAAGUGAAAUUUUCUCACUUGAGUAGAAAUAUGACUUUACAGAGAACAAUGAAGCUGUACAGACUUCCGGAUGUUACAAAGACUUCAGGCUUGAGACCGAUGGAACCGAGAGAUAUCAAAGCAGUUCGAGAAUUAACCAACACUUACCUGAAGCAGUUUCAUCUAGCCCCGGUGAUGGAUGAAGAGGAAGUUGCCCACUGGUUCCUCCCCCAGGAGCACAUUAUUGACACGUUUGUAGUGGAGAACUCCAGUGGUAAACUAACUGACUUCCUGAGCUUCUACACACUCCCCUCCACAGUCAUGCACCACCCUGCUCACAAGAGCCUCAAAGCUGCCUACUCCUUCUACAACAUUCACACGGAGACGCCCCUGCUGGACCUCAUGAAUGAUGCGCUCAUUAUAGCCAAAUUGAAAGGAUUUGAUGUAUUCAAUGCACUAGAUUUGAUGGAAAACAAGACAUUCUUGGAAAAACUCAAGUUUGGUAUAGGAGAUGGCAAUUUACAGUAUUACUUGUACAACUGGAGGUGUCCCGGAACAGACUCUGAAAAGAAUUUGAAAAACCAUUUCCUCCGUGUACAUAUGUGUGUAUAUAUUGCCAAGAGUCCACGGGGAAAAAAAGAUACUGGAUGUGGCCACGUCAGCUGACUCGGAGUCCAUGAAGCAGAUACUUCUUCCUGCCUUUACUGUACCAGUGCCUCGGCUGUUUGUCCAGAAAAAUUUAAUUAUUUUAGACAAUAUGAUGGCCUUUCCUUCAGGUUAUAAGUGUCAAAUGAAACCAGUCAUAUCUUAUACCAGGCAGGAGCUAGCCAACUACGGCCCACGAGCUAAAUCUAGCCCAUUGCCUGUUUUUGUACAGCCCACGAGCUAAGGAUGGUUUUUACAUUUUUGAAUGUUUGGGGGGAAAAAACCAAAAGAUGAACAUUUUGUGAUGUGUGAAAAUUAAACGCAAUUCAAAUUGCAACAUCCGUAAAUAAAGUUUUCUUUGAACACAGCCGCACUCAUUCGUUCAUGAAUUGCCUGUGGUUGCUUCAUGCUACAAAAGGCAGUUAGUUGUUCCAGUGGCGAUCAUAUGGCCUGAAAGCCCUAUUUACCAUGUGGCCCUUCACAGAAAAAAUCUGGUGACCUGAUUUACACUAAGGAGCUGAAAGCCACUUUCUCCAGCUCCACAUUGUCCUAAAGACCAACCACAGCUGUGGCAUCCCUGAGACCACCACUGGAGGGCGCGCGUGGGCCCCCACAGUGGUGCGUAAUUACGACAGCGCUGUUUACUUUGUUGAAGUCUCGAGAGAAGACUUCUACUCAUUGGGGAGAGUUCAAACCCAGUUGCAUUACCAUUCUUUGUUAACAGAAGGGGAAUGGCUUCAGAAGCAAAAGUGAACCAAUUCGUGGAAACAUUUUUUGAGACACCAGCAGUAACUGAGAUUUUAACUUAACCUGGAGUCAAGGCUGUAGUUGGGAAUUAUGUUCCACUCAUUUUUAUGGCACAAAGUCUUAUGCGAUGUAGGUUUUCAAAUAACUGCAGAAUUGCCAGUGAGAAAUUUUGUCAUGAGAGUACCUCAUGAUGAAACUAUGACACUGUUCCUUUAUUCAUUUAUGCAAUUCUGAUUGUUAUAGAAUUCACAUUCUUUUAUUUAAUCAUUGUAAAAUACAGGUAUUAAAUGAGUAGCACAUUUGCCUCUUUACAAUUUAAGCAGAUUACCAAUGAACAUUUUAAAAUAGAGCAUUGGUAAAAGUGCUGGUGUUUAUAAAGUACCUAUUAGAACUAAAUUUCAGUGCAAUAUGUCUUGUAGAUUCAAAAAAACUAUUGUCCUUCAUCCUGUCAAUACUGACAAUGCUCUAUUCCAUGAGGUAUCCUCCCUCUCCCUUUUUUCUUUUGCCAACAUGGCAUUCAGUAAGAUUUAAAUGAAAAGAGGUGGCACAAUUCAUGAGUCAACCAGAAAACAGGCUGAAAAAAACUUUGGCCAUCGAACACCUUCCCCCUAAAUUACAGAAAGUAACAUUCCCAAACACACACAGUAGAUAGCAGACACUUGAACAUAAACAUAGAGCACUGAUUAUGCUCCAUUUCCUAACAUGAAGGACCCUGGUCAUUGCAGACCCAACUCUGAGAAUCCAAGCUCCUCAGAUUGUCUCUCCUCUUCCUGCCACAUUUCACCUAAUUACCAUCAUACUUUUUAUACACGUUCCAUUUGCAAGGAAAUAAGUUAACAUAUUAAGGGGUGAAUUCUAACUAGUCAAAAUGCCUUACC